Molecule: messenger RNA, 798 nt
Organism: Desarmillaria tabescens
Lineage: Eukaryota; Fungi; Basidiomycota; Agaricomycetes; Agaricales; Physalacriaceae
Product: short-chain dehydrogenase/reductase SDR
Exons: 5
Coding region: 1-798 (265 amino acids)
Source: RefSeq, a predicted model, not a curated record
AUGCUUGGUCUGCAAGGGAUCGCUCUAGUCACAGGCGCUGCUCGAGGUAUCGGUCGAGCGACUGCUGUUGCAUUCGCGCGCGCUGGAGUGUCCGGCAUACACCUCACCGACGUGCGUAGCACGCUCCUCGAGGAUACAGCCAAGGACACUGUCAGCGUUGCCACGAAUCCGAACUUCAGAGUCUUCACCUCCGUGGUAGACACCACAAAAGAAGACCAAGUAGUUCAGAUGGUCAACGACACCAUCAAGACCUUCGGAAGGGUGGAUUACGCUGCAAAUAUUGCUGGGGUAGUGGACAUCUCAUCUGUGACCACCGAUGUGACGAUGGCGGAAUAUGAUCGUGUUAACAAUGUCAACGCUCGUGGCGUUUUCAUGUGCAUGAGGGAGGAGCUUCGGGCGAUGAUCAAGCAAGAACCCGUUGUUCACAUUCCUGGACGCCCCGCUAUCCGAGGGGCGAUCACGAACCUCGGGAGCGCCGCUGGACAACUGGCUGUUCCGGGGAUGAAUAGCUACAUUGCUUCGAAGCACGCUGUUGUCGGAAUGACGAAGGCUGCUGCUUUGAACCACGCUACGGAUGCUGUUCGAGUGAAUGUCGUCUGUCCUGGGUUCGUUGAUACUGAGAUGCUGGUGAACGUGGGGGAUAUGGUCUAUAGUGAUCGUAUUCGCGAGGCCAUUCCGAUGAAGCGACUGGCUUACCCGGAAGAGAUUGCCGACCAUGUGCUGUUUUCGGCGAGUCAGUUGUCUAGUUAUAUGACUGGUCAUGCGUGGAUAAUGGAUGGAGGUUAUAGUCUUGCCUGA